This is a messenger RNA of Castor canadensis (American beaver), 1923 nucleotides long. RefSeq names its product X-ray repair cross complementing 5 (gene Xrcc5). The record is from RefSeq and is a predicted model, not a curated record. Gene Ontology annotation, biological process: double-strand break repair via nonhomologous end joining; DNA recombination; telomere maintenance. NCBI's taxonomy places the organism in Eukaryota, Metazoa, Chordata, Mammalia, Rodentia, Castoridae. Gene Ontology annotation, cellular component: nucleus; Ku70:Ku80 complex. Gene Ontology annotation, molecular function: telomeric repeat DNA binding; double-stranded DNA binding; DNA helicase activity.
AUGGCGUGGUCGGGGAAUAAGGCAGCUGUUGUGCUGUGUAUGGAUGUGGGCUUUUCUAUGAAUAACUUUCCUGGUGAAGAAUCCCCUUUUGAACAAGCAAAGAAGGUGAUGACCAUGUUUGUUCAACGACAGGUGUUUUCUGAGAGCAAGGAUGAGAUUGCAUUAGUCCUUUUUGGGACAGAUGGUACUGAGAAUGCUCUUGCUGGUGAGGACCAGUAUCAACACAUCACAGUUCAUAGACACCUGAUGCUACCAGAUUUUGAUUUGUUAGAAGACAUUCAAAGAAGAAUCCAACCAGGUUCUCAACAAGCAGACUUUCUGGAUGCACUGGUCGUGUGUAUGGAUGUGAUUCAACGUGAAACUGUAGGAAAGAAGAUUGAGAAGAGGCAUAUUGAAGUAUUCACUGACCUCAGCAGUCCAUUCAGCAAAGAUCAAGUGGAUAUUAUAGUUCAUAAUUUGAAGAAAUAUGGCAUCUCCCUGCAAUUCUUUUUGCCUUUCCCAAUUGGCAAGAAAGAUGGAAGUGGGGACAGAGAAAAUGGCAACUUGGGCUUGGAUCAACACAGUCCUACCUUUCCUCAGAAAGGAAUUACUGAGCAGCAAAAAGAAGGUCUUCAGAUGGUGGAAAAGGUGAUGAUGUCUUUAGAAGGUGAAGAUGGACUAGAUGAAAUUUAUUCUUUCAGUGAGAGUCUGAGACAACUGUGUAUCUUUAAGAAAACUCAGAGGCAUUCCAUGCCCUGGCCCUGCCAGCUGACAAUUGGUUCCAAUUUGUCUAUAAAGAUUGUGGCCUAUAAAUCGAUUGUACAGGAGAAAGCUAAAAAGACUUGGAUAGUUGUGGAUGCAAGAACCCUGAGGAAAGAAGACAUACAAAAAGAAACAGUUUAUUGCUUAAAUGAUGAUGAUGAAACUGAAGUUUCCAAAGAGGAUACUAUUCAAGGGUUCCGCUAUGGAAGUGAUAUAGUUCCCUUCUCUAAAGUGGAUGAGGAACAAAUGAAAUAUAAAUCGGAGGGGAAGUGCUUCUCUGUGUUGGGAUUUUGUAGAUCUUCUCAGGUCCAGAGAAGAUUCUUCAUGGGAAAUCAAGUUUUAAAGGUUUUUGCAGCAAAAAAUGAUGAGGCAGCAGCAGUUGCAAUUUCCUCCCUAGUUCACGCUUUGGAUGAAUUAGACAUGGUGGCCAUUGUUCGAUAUGCUUAUGAUAAAAGAGCUAAUCCUCAAGUCGGUGUGGCUUUUCCUUAUAUCAAAGAGGCCUAUGAGUGUUUAGUGUAUGUGCAGCUGCCUUUCAUGGAAGACUUGCGGCAAUACAUGUUUUCAUCACUGAAAAAUAAUAAGAAAUGUGCUCCCACAGAGUCACAGUUGAAUGCCAUUGAUGCUUUGAUUGACUCCAUGAGCUUGGUAAAGAAAGAUGAGGAGGAAGAUACCUUUGAAGACUUGUUUCCAACCACCAAAAUCCCAAAUCCUGAAUUUCAGAGAUUAUUCCAGUGUCUGCUGCAUAGAGCUUUACAUCCCCAGGAGCCUCUGCCCCAAAUUCAGCAGCAUAUUUUGAAUAUGCUGGCCCCCCCUGCUGAAGUGACAGCAAAAUGUCAGAGUUCACUUUCUAAAAUAAAGAUGCUAUUCCCUCUGACUGAAGCCAUCAAGAAAAAAGACCAAGUAACUGCUCAGGACAUUUUCCAAGAUAAGUAAGUACUUGAUAUGGUUGCAUUUAAAAUUUGUGACAGUCUUGAAGGGAAUCUGAAAUUAAGGUGUUCCUUAGGGGUUUGUGCCAUUCCAAAGGUGAAAGGAAGAAGCCUUUUGGAUUUGUCUCUUAUGUUGAAAAACUGGCUUUUCAUAUCUGUCCUUUAUAGUCAUACUUUUUAAUUUUUUUGGCAGGGACUGGGCUUGAACUCAGGGCUUUAUACUUGCAAGGCAGGCACUCUACUGCUUAAGCCACAC